CGCUUCCGUCUUCUCCCUCCCGCUUGUCGUCGGAUCGCGGUCGCCGCCACAGCAGCCGCUGCGGGGCGCGGUGUUGGUGGGUCGGUCGGCGUGUCGCUCAACGUCGGUGUCCGUGCCGUUGAACUGCCCGCCAUGGCUGAACUAGAUCCGUUCGGCGCUCCUGCCGGCGCUCCCGGCGGCCCCGCGCUAGGGAACGGGGUGGUCGGUGCCGGCGAAGAAGACCCGGCCGCGGCCUUCUUGGCGCAGCAAGAGAGCGAGAUUGCGGGCAUUGAGAACGACGAGGCCUUCGCCAUCCUGGACGGCGGUGCCCCCGGGCCGCAGCCGCACGGCGAGCCGCCAGGGGGUCCCGAUGCCGUGGAUGGAGUGAUGAAUGGCGAGUACUACCAGGAGAGUAAUGGUCCAACAGACAGUUACGCAGCUAUUUCACAAGUGGAUCGAUUGCAGUCAGAGCCUGAAAGUAUCCGUAAAUGGAGAGAAGAGCAAACGGAACGCUUGGAAGCCCUUGAUGCCAAUUCUCGGAAGCAAGAAGCAGAGUGGAAAGAAAAAGCAAUAAAGGAGCUAGAAGAGUGGUAUGCAAGGCAGGACGAGCAGCUACAGAAAACAAAAGCAAACAACAGGGCAGCAGAAGAAGCCUUUGUAAACGACAUAGACGAGUCGUCCCCAGGCACUGAGUGGGAACGGGUGGCCCGGCUGUGUGACUUUAACCCCAAGUCCAGCAAGCAGGCCAAAGACGUCUCCCGCAUGCGCUCUGUCCUCAUCUCCCUCAAGCAGGCCCCCUUGGUGCACUGAAGAGCCACCCUGUGGAAACACUACAUCUGCAAGAUCUUAAUCCUACUCAGUGAAGCUCUUCACAGUAAUUGGAUUAAUUAUGUUGAGUUCUUUUGGACCAAACCUUUUUGUCUUUAGAGUUGAUCAUUGUUUGUGAUUGCAUGUUUCCUUCAGCUCUGUUCUUGCUGGCAGCCAGAGAGGAGGGGGAGGAGUUGGGGGGGGGAAGCCUCCCAAAGGUAACCUCAACCUCUACUUUUGUGCAUUAUUCUGAGAAUAAAUUUGUUUCAAACAAA
Callorhinus ursinus (northern fur seal) is the source of this 1061-nucleotide messenger RNA. It is a transcript of the gene CLTA, whose product is annotated as clathrin light chain A. Gene Ontology annotation, molecular function: clathrin heavy chain binding; structural molecule activity. Gene Ontology annotation, cellular component: clathrin coat of trans-Golgi network vesicle; clathrin coat of coated pit; postsynaptic endocytic zone cytoplasmic component. NCBI's taxonomy places the organism in Eukaryota, Metazoa, Chordata, Mammalia, Carnivora, Otariidae. The record is from RefSeq and is a predicted model, not a curated record. Gene Ontology annotation, biological process: clathrin-dependent endocytosis; intracellular protein transport.